AUGUUAUAUUGGACAGACCCUCGAUCGGGGCAGAUUUACCGCUGUGACUCUCAAGGCACGGUGGAUACGACGACAGAGUCAGAUUCCACAACCCUCAAUGACCUCUCAGGAAGGGGUGUUGGAGACCAGUUUUCUGAUGGCAGCAGCUACGAUGUGCUAGCGGUGGGUGCCUCUCGUCUCUACGAGGAUGAAAAGUCCACCUCGGGUGCUAUCUCCGAGCCUGAGAUACUGCCCAGCCUACAGCGACGGCGGCGGCGGCUGCGGAAGAAGACAGGAAAAGCGCGGGUGGGAAGUCGGUCCCAUAGGCAAGAUGGUGGAAACAUGCACCAGCGUACCGUCGUAGUGGUGAAGCAACCCAAAAUUGAUCUGGACAACAUGGUUGUUGUGGCUUUCGACAGGAUUCAGGCCUCAGGCGGACUUCAGGAGUCUGUCGCUGUCCAGACAUCACCUUCGGAGGAGAAUAUGGACUCUAGCGAUCUACAAAGACGACGUACGACUGGGCGUGGGACCGGGUUUUGGAGGAAGGGCAAGGCCACUUCUGAAGACAAGAGUGUGGGUAGCAGUGAAAAACCGCAAGAGGUCCAACAAAGCAAGCGAAAUCAUCCUUCGGAAAGCGCGUUAAAGAAACUUCUUCGUUUUGUGAAGCCCUCGGGUCGAUCGCACUCGGAGUACACGGCUCCUGUGGCUCGAAUAUUUUCUGGUCGUAACCUUGACCGUGGUACGGUGGCCUACACUUCCACACACCACCCGAGUCUCCGCCUACCGGUGAGGAGCCCCCUGCCCACUGAUCUAGCAUGUGCUUCAAUGGGUGCCGCUGGACAUCUCAUCUGGGAUUCAUCGCACCUCCAAAUCCAUCGUCCGCGCCUCGUCGGCGACCGACCCCGGCUCCUUCUCCACCGUACCUGGAACCCCAUGGAUCCCACCCUCCUAAACGCCAACGGCACGCCCAUACCGACUUUUCAAGCAUCUCUCUCACAAACCAAAAAUCAGCCGCCUCCCACCCCCUUUCCCCUGGAUCAAGAUCUGAAAGCUACAUCGCCCUCCCUGGGAGUCAGCUCUCCGCUGGAUGAGGGGAACUACGUCUCUUUGGGGCAACAGCAGAACUACGCCGAACUGGCCUUCUCACCAACGCCAAAGCAGCAUCAACAGCAGCGGCAGACUGUGCAUCUAGUUCCUGGUAGUGCAGAUUCUACACUCGCCCACAUUCCUCCACCAAUGGCAGCACUGAGUCUGACAAAGCUUAAAUCGGUCCUCUCCUCUUGCCCUCCGCAACAACCCCCUCCGGGUGAGGAGGCUGAGGGAUUGGCUUCUUCUCCAACAACCACUCUCGAUGCCAUGGCCCGUAGUGGUAGCGGCGGUGGAGACGCUAGCAACACCAACAAGUGCACUAUCAAUCAAUUGUAUGACAUGAAUCUCAGUUGCUGCUCUACUGCUUAUGAAUCCAUUGUUGAUGCAAGUGAUUUCCGUGUUCCUAUGGAAAUAUGCCUUUGGAUGUGUAUGCGAAAUGCUAAAGUUGCGGAGAGUGGCGAACCAACGGCCCCAAAAAGUGAUCGGAAAGUGUACGAGGAUGCCGAGGCUCUCUAUCGACAUCUUUCGCUUGUGAGGAUCGCUGAUGAGACUUCCCCGAUGACGAAUCAUCCCUCCCUUGAGCCCCCCAAAUCCAUCAGCUCUGUGCCGCAUCCAGAUGCGGCCUGUCUCACCAGAUUGUACGUGGGUGCACACCCAGAUGCUCAUUCUCUCUCCUCCUCAUCUCCACGUGUGCGUGUACGCGUGUUUGUUGUGCAAUGA
Messenger RNA from Echinococcus granulosus, 1788 nucleotides. RefSeq lists its product as hypothetical. The coding region runs from base 1 to 1788 and encodes 595 amino acids. The transcript has 7 exons. The record is from RefSeq and is a predicted model, not a curated record. NCBI's taxonomy places the organism in Eukaryota, Metazoa, Platyhelminthes, Cestoda, Cyclophyllidea, Taeniidae.